UAAAGGGCUCACACUAAAAGCAUCUCAUCUAUUUCUCUUAUAAUAUGGCUUCUUCAUCUCUUCACAUAGCAGAUGCAUACUGUGCCAUAGUUAUUUUGGCCCUUUUGUUAUUAGGUUCAAUCGGAGACAGCUCUCUCACAGAUUUUGAAUUAGAGGUCGACGUUGGAAGAAACCAGCUCAAAGACAGGCCAUGCGAGGAAAUAUAUGUUGUCCGAGAAGGAGAAACUCUUCACAGCAUCAGUGACAAGUGCGGGGACCCCUUCAUCGUUGAGCAGAAUCCUCAUAUACAUGACCCAGAUGAUGUUUUUCCUGGACUUGUAAUCAAAAUUACUCCUAAACCUACCAAGGUAUAGAUGGGGGAGACACAAUACAAAAAAUCAUAGCUUGUUUUCUAUUGUCAAACAUCAUAGGAUGAUGUAGGAAUAUAUCAUGAUGUAUAAUGAAUUCAUGAUUCUGAUAUACAGAACAAUUUUAUAAGUCUUCCUAGAACAAAUAUAUAUGUCUUUUGCUUUA
Molecule: messenger RNA, 513 nt
Organism: Olea europaea var. sylvestris
Lineage: Eukaryota; Viridiplantae; Streptophyta; Magnoliopsida; Lamiales; Oleaceae
Exons: 1
Coding region: 45-353 (102 amino acids)
Source: RefSeq, a predicted model, not a curated record